Molecule: messenger RNA, 2350 nt
Organism: Carica papaya (papaya)
Lineage: Eukaryota; Viridiplantae; Streptophyta; Magnoliopsida; Brassicales; Caricaceae
Source: RefSeq, a predicted model, not a curated record
AGUUGAAUAAUACACCCUCUUCCUCCCACUGCGAUUCUAAUUAAGUAUAAAUACAUGAGAUUAGAAGAUACAAUUACACACAACACAAUCAUGACGACGGGGAACAAAACAUCCAUUAAAACGACGUCGGAUGGAGCCUGGCAAGGCGACAAUCCCCUAGAUUUUGCUCUCCCUCUCCUCAUUCUUCAAACCAUUUUGAUCAUCGCCGUUAGCCGCUUCCUUGCUUUCCUCCUCAAACCCCUCCGCCAACCCAAAGUCAUCGCUGAGAUUGUUGGUGGAAUCUUGCUGGGUCCUUCGGCUUUGGGUCGAAAUGAAGACUACUUACACAGAAUAUUCCCUUCAUGGAGCACUCCGAUUCUGGAAUCAGUGGCGGCAAUCGGUCUUCUCUUCUUUCUUUUCCUCGUCGGACUGGAGCUUGACUUAUCCUCCAUUCGCCAGAGCGGCAAGCGCGCUUUCGGUAUAGCACUUGCCGGAAUCUCUCUCCCUUUCGUCUGCGGCAUCGGCGUUGCUUUCGUCCUCAGAAAAGUCAUCGAUGGCGCCGACAAAGUCGGCUUUGCUCAGUUCGUCGUCUUCAUGGGUGUUGCUCUCUCCAUCACCGCCUUCCCUGUUCUCGCUCGUAUCUUAGCCGAGCUCAAGUUGUUGACCACCCACGUGGGUCAAACCGCCAUGGCAGCCGCCGCCUUCAACGACGUCGCAGCAUGGAUCUUGCUCGCCCUCGCCAUCUUUGCAGAGAGAUUAAUGGAGCGAAUAGAAGAUUUUGUGAGCAGUCUGCUUCUGCCACUUUACUUUGCGUCGAGUGGUUUGAAGACGGAUGUGUCAAAGAUUCGAGGAGGGAGGGCGUGGGGGUUGCUGGCUCUGGUUAUAUCGACGGCGUGCAUAGGGAAGAUUAUGGGAACGUUCGUGGUGGCGAUGAUGUUUAUGAUGAGUACCAGAGAAUCAUUAGCGCUGGGUUUUCUCAUGAACACCAAAGGACUGGUGGAGCUCAUCGUUCUCAAUAUUGGCAAGGAGAAGAAGGUGCUUAAUGAGGAAAGCUUUGCUAUUCUAGUUCUAAUGGCACUUUUCACCACCUUCAUCACAACACCAACUGUAAUGGCUAUUUACAAAGGACCUGGUAAUGGUGGCAAAUCUGAUUUGAGCCAUAAGCAUCGUAAGUUAGCCAAUAAGAAUCCCAAAGACCAGCUUAGGAUCUUGGCUUGCCUUCAUGGUCUCCAGAACGUACCUUCUCUAAUUACCCUAAUUGAGUCAACUCGGAGCACCAAAAAAUCCCAACUCAAGCUCUUCGUUAUGCACCUUGUUGAACUCACAGAACGCUCAUCUUCCAUUAUCAUGGUGCAACGAGCUCGUAAAAACGGCCUCCCAUUCAUCAACCGCUUUCGCCGUGGAGCCUGGCAUGACCAAGUUACAGGUGCCUUCCAAGCCUACAGUCAAUUGGGUCGUGUCUCCGUCCGACCCAUUACGGAAAUCUCUUCUUUAUCCACCAUGCAUGAAGAUAUUUGCCAAAUGGCUGAUACUAAAAGGGUGGCCAUAAUCAUUUUGCCUUUUCAUAAACAGUGGAAAGGCGAUGAUGAUGAGAGCAUAGAGAAUGUGGGACAUGGGUGGAGAUUGGUGAAUCAGAGAGUUUUGAAACAUGCACCUUGCUCCGUUGGAGUUCUUGUUGAUCGUGGAUUUGGAAACAAGGCGAAUCAAACUCCUAGCCCUAAUACUAUCAUCACUCAGAAUAUUUGCGUUGUAUUUUUUGGUGGACCAGAUGAUCGUGAGGCCUUGGAGUUGGCAGGAAGAAUGGUUGAACAUCCUGGAGUCAAACUUACCCUUUUAAGGAUUAUUUUCGAUAUGGGACCGGAAAGUCCUUCCUUCGUCGAGGAUGAUGAGAUAAUUGGUGAAUUCAAGAGUAAAUGGGAGGCUAUAAUGGAGUACAAAGAGAAAAGAGAUAAUAAUAUUAAAGAGGAAAUAUUGGAGAUCGGACGAAGUGGGGAUUAUGAGCUAAUAAUAGUAGGAAACGGGAGGUUUCCGGCAAAUAUUGAGGCAAAGUUCGCCGACCACCACCAACCAGAGCAUGCAGAGUUGGGACCUGUAGGUGACCUAUUAGCUUCUCCAGGAUACGACGUCGUAUCAUCUGUACUCGUCAUUCAACAGCAUCAAAUUGCAGAUACAGAUCAUGACACUUCAUUGCCAAAAAUUACUAGCCCUGAUGGAUCAUCAAACGUUUGAGAGAAGUUUAAUUACUUUUGAGCUUUCUAAAAUUUGCAGUACAUAAAAUUUUAAAUGAUUUCCAAAUUAUGUCUUCUCUUGGAUGUAAAUAUACUCAUCUUGUUUUUCUCAGUUAUGCAAAGAAUUUGGAGACUGAAAGUAA